UUACACCCAUAUGUGACAGUGUAACAUGUGACUAUGACACCAUGUUCAUCAGUCUGCUGAUAGAACCGCCUCCACUCUGCUGGUCCUUGGAGUCCCUCAAGGAAGCAGUCUAGGCCCCCCCGCAUUUUUUAAAAUUAUUUUUAUUUAUUUUUUGAUAGAACUUUAUUUUUUCACCUUUUUGAUUUAACAACACAAGAGACACAACAGUCACAUGUCCAGAGGAGUGAACCCAGCAGCACCAACGGAGGAGACGUGUUCGCCGUCUCUCAAAUAUCUUUUCAAGAUGAAUGCAGCUCGUUAACUCAUACGAGCAGAGAGAGUGAUGACCGAGCCUCCCGAUUGGCUGUGAGUGAGGCUCAUGUCCCUCCUCCUCCUCCUCCUCCUCCUCCUACUCCUCUCUCUCUCUUUCUCUCUCUCAGCCUGAGAGGGAGGGAGGGAGAGUGAAAGUGGAGAGGCAGGCAGGCAGACGUGUUGCAACAGAUGGCUUUACCAGUGGCGGUGGCUCGGCGGCGGCUGCACCGAGGAACUCUGGGACGCCGUUAGAAAGACAGAGAGAGAGAGAAGAGAAGAGAAGAGAAGAGAGAAGGAGGGAGGGGUAAGAAAGUCACAGCGCUGAAACAGAGCGAGAAAAAGGAGACCGAGAGAGACCUCCCCCCCCCCCCCCUUAACUUUCUGUCUUCGUCUCUAGACAGACAGACAGGAAGACAUGUCAGUGUGAGCGCAACUUGUGUGGAUUUGCUCAAAAGAAAGACAAAAAAAAAAAAGCAGCUUUAUGGAAGAGAUGACUUGUGUGAUUUGAGCCUUCAUCCUCCUCCUCCUCCUCCUCCUCCUUCCUUCCUUCCUUCCUUCCUGGGGGUCAGAGAGGAGAAGAACACCUGCCGACAGCAAAGGAGGUCCAGAGGAAGGAGACGCAGCAGCAGCAGCAGCAGCAGCAGCAGGAGGACUGAUCGCAGCAGGAGCCUCCACACACUCUCCAGGUCCCUGCUGAGCUGAACGCUGUCAAACAACCGGUUACACUCCAGCACGUCUGCACAAGAAGUUGAGACUCAGCAGGAGAAGCAGCUGAUUGGUUGACCUGUUUGGGAGGUCAGGGGUCGAAGGCUAUGGCGGGCCGACUCCUCCUCUUCCUGUUCGUCACUAUGACGCUCAGCCACGCCCACUUCCCGCCCGGCCAGCGUCUGAAGUCCCGCCUCCAGAGAGACAGACGCAACAUCCGGCCGAACAUCAUCCUCGUCCUGACCGACGACCAGGACCUGGAGCUGGGUUCGAUGCAGGCGAUGAAUAAGACUCGCCGUAUCAUGGAGGAGGGCGGGACUUCUUUCUCCAACGCCUUCGUGACCACGCCCAUGUGCUGUCCGUCACGUUCGAGCAUGCUCACUGGGAAGUACGUCCACAACCACAACACCUACACCAACAACGAGAACUGUUCCUCGAUGUCAUGGCAACGGCAGCACGAGCCGCGGACCUUCGGGGUGUACCUUAACAACACUGGAUACAGGACAGCCUUCUUUGGGAAGUAUCUGAACGAGUAUAACGGCUCGUACGUCCCCGCCGGGUGGAGAGAGUGGCUCGGUUUGGUGAAGAACAGCCGCUUCUACAACUACACUCUGAGUCGCAACGGAGUCCGAGAGAAACACGGAGCGCAGUACCCACAGGACUACCUGACCGACCUGAUCACAGCCGAGUCCAUCCGGUACUUCCGCUCCUCGAAGCGGGUUUAUCCUCACCGACCGGUGAUGAUGGUUCUGAGCCACGCGGCGCCGCACGGACCCGAAGACUCAGCGCCGCAGUACAGCACCGCCUUCCCCAACGCAUCACAGCACAUUACUCCCAGUUAUAACUACGCUCCCAACCCAGACAAGCACUGGAUCAUGCGUUACACCGGCGCCAUGAAGCCCAUCCACAUGGAGUUCACCAACGUGCUGCAGAGGAAACGGCUGCAGACGCUGCUGUCGGUGGACGACAGCAUGGAAAAGCUGUACGACAUGCUGGUGGAGACGGGCGAGCUGGAAAACACCUACAUCAUCUACACGUCCGACCACGGCUACCACAUCGGACAGUUCGGCCUCGUUAAAGGUAAAUCCAUGCCGUACGAGUUUGACAUCAGAGUUCCCUUCUACAUCAGAGGACCCAACGUGGAGCAAGGCAGCAUUAACCCUCACAUCGUCCUGAACAUCGAUCUGGCUCCAACCAUCCUGGACAUCGCCGGCCUCGACACGCCGCCAGAUAUGGACGGAAAGUCGAUACUGUCUCUACUGGACACUGACAAACCUGCCAACAGGUUUCAGGUGAACAAGAAGUCGAAGGUUUGGAGAGACUCGUUCCUGGUGGAAAGAGGGAAGCUCCUGCACCAGCGCGUCGAGGGGAAGGAGGUGUCGCAGGAGGAGAACUUCCUGCCCAAACACCAACGAGUGAAAGACCUCUGUCAGCGAGCCGAGUACCAGACGCCCUGUCAGCAGACCGGACAGAAGUGGCAGUGUGUCGAGGACGCCACCGGGAAGCUCCGCCUCUUCAAGUGUAAGAACGAAGGGGGCGGGGAUAAGAACCCUCAGAGGGACCUGACUGGUCGGCAGCGUCUGAUCAGCAUCAAGUCUCAGCUGUACCAACGUAACUCUGAAGCCUGUAACUGUGACCUCCGUGACCUCCGACCUCUGAACAUGCGGCCGUUCAACAAGAAACCUUUCUUCUCCAAGAAGAAGUUCAAAGCCCUGAAGAGUUACUCCAGGAACCGAUACAGCCGCUCCGUAUCCAUGACCAACAGUUACCCCGGCAACGACAGCCUGGUGGGCGGAGUCUGGGAUAAUCCGAUAACGGACGAGUCCGAGGACGAGUCCAGCGGGAUGGGAGGAGGAGUUUCCAACGCUCUGGCCCUGCCCAACUCCAUCAAAGUCACACACAGAUGUUCCAUCCUGGCGAACGCCACGGUGAAGUGUGAUACAGGUGUUUAUCAGUCUCUGCAGGCCUGGAAGGACCACAAGCUGCACAUUGACCACGAGAUUGAGACGCUGCAGACGAAGAUCAAGAAUCUGAAAGAGGUUAAAGGUCACCUGAAGAAGGCCCGCCCCCUGGAGUGCGACUGUAAUAAAUACCUGUUUAAGUCCAAACUGAAGAAUAAGCUGAGGUACCGAGGAGGCAGCCUGCACCCCUUCAGGAAGGGCGGGGCCCGGGACAAGAAGGCGUGGCUUUUGAAGGAGCAGAAGAGGAGGAAGAAGAUGAGGAAGAUGAUCAAGAGAAUCCGGAACAACGACACAUGUUCGAUGCCCGGACUCACCUGCUUCACGCACGACAACCAACACUGGCACACCGCGCCUUACUGGACAUUGGGUUCGUUCUGCGCCUGCACCAGCGCCAACAACAACACAUACUGGUGUCUGAGGACGAUCAACGAGAGCCACAACUUCCUGUUCUGUGAGUUUGCAACCGGCUUCCUGGAAUACUUUGACCUCAACACGGACCCCUACCAGCUGAUAAACGCCGUCAGCUCUUUAGAUCGGACGGUUCUCAAUCAGCUCCACGUUCAGCUGAUGGAGCUUCGAGGCUGCCGGGGACACAAGCAGUGUAAUCCUCGCACGCGCUCAGUGGAGCAUGCAGGAGGGCGGGAGCAUGGCAGCUUUGAUGACUACAGGUUGUUUGAGAGGAGGAAGUGGCCGAGAGUCAAGAGACCUUCAUCAUCUCGAACCCUAGGUCCGAUCUGGGAUGGCUGGAAGGGCUAAGCCUCCCGAUUGGCUGGAGCAGGCUUCUGACCCCGCCCCCAGCAGCCUGAAGGAGCUGGACGUGGUCGUCGACACGGCGGCGUCAUCGCUGAGCGACCACGCCCCCGACUCACCGGUCAGCCAAUCAGCCUCUGCCAUCUCUGUGACAUCACCAGGCCCUCCCACCCUCCUGCUGCUCAGGGAGACGCUGGGACGCGACGCUCAACGCACCUCCUCAUCGGCCGCUCCUCCUUCCUCCUCCUCCUCCUCCUCCUCAGAAGCUCUGCUGUUUUCCUCUGAGGAGGGCAGCUCCAACUGGAGGAGCCGGGGAGACGAGGAGGAGGAAGAUGAAGGGGAGGAGGAGGAGGAGGCAGAGAGGUAGACAGGAUGACUGAUUGUUGUGACUUCGGUGAAUAAACUCCACUGGUAUCAUUGGUAGAUUUGUUUGGGAGAAAGGACUGUUUUUUUUUUGCCCUGAGUUCCGCCUGCCAGGCAGAGCUUCCUCCCAGGCCGUUCAAUUAAAAUUCUGUUAACCACAUUAGAGAUCAUCUCCAUCUCAUCAAGUCAGUUUUGUCUGUAAUUUGAGUCGUCAAAUUCUCAUUUUCUUUAAUGGUAACAACACACAACUUCUGCUAGAAGAGUCAACGACUGUAAGAGGCGUGUCAGUACGUAGCCGUGCUGUUUAUCCCACUUUUACUUAAGUAAAAGUACCAAUACAACAAGGUGAAAAUACUCCAUUACAAGUAAAAGUCCUGCAUGAAAAAUCCUCCUCAUGUAACGCUACCAGCAGCUGUUUGUUAGCUGGAGCCACAGUUAGCCGCACAGUGUUCUUAUACUUAAUCAGUGUCAACGCACAGAAUAGACGUCAGAGUCUUUUGAAUCAGCUAGUUUUUACUGAGCAGCAGUUCCUCAAAUGACCACUUGAGGCUCCAAAGGCGGGUCAAUCCCCAUAGACCCCCCCAUGUUAAAAUGCCCAACUUUACAACAGAAAUAAACAUGUUUACAGCCUGGUACAAACAACAGUUUUUGGGUCUCUGUUGGCGGGAGUGGGCUAGCGCUGGGCUAGCUGAGUUCAGCAUGGUUAACGGUGUUAUGGAAUAAACUGUUCCUGAGCCUGCUGGUGAUGCUGAUUGUGUAAAGCACAUUUAAAACAAGUUAAAGAAUCAGCAGUAGGACUAUUUCUACUUGUUUGGGUUUUUAUAAAAUCACAGAUACAGGGACGAGGUUGAGAUGAUGUCGCUGCUCUUGUUUUAAGAAAAUAAGAGUUUUAGGAGUCAGUUACAGACAGCAGGGAGAACUUGAUGAGAUGGAGAUGAUUUUUUCUUGCUCUGCACAGAUCGUUUCUUUCUUUGUUGAGUAAAAACAUUUGUUGAAAGAAACAUUUAGGAAAGCAGCAUCGAUAAAUCAUCUGCUUCUGUAGCGGACGGUAACAUCUGAACAAAGAUAAAAACAACAACUUUCUCCUCUUUUCCCCCUCGUGUCCUCCUCUAAGCCUCAUGUCCUCCUCUUCCUCCUCCUCUUCAGCUCACCUCCCAGCGGCCAUAUUUGUUUUACAUGUUCAUAUUUAGUCUCUCUAACAAAGUCUGUAAAGAAAUUAAAGGACCUGCUCUCCUUCUGUUCUUAACGUUACUAAAACCCCCGACUGAGACGGAAGCAGAGAAACUUCCCCGUCGAACGCUGUGACAUCACCUCUGAUGUAAACGUGAUGUCAUUCCUUUUCUUUCUUUUUUUUUUUAAAAAAAAACAACAAAAAUUUCUUUCACUAACUCGAGUGUUGGUUACCAUGGUGACCGACAGCUUUUUACUGACAGCAGAGCUACAAGUUGUACAAACCCGGUGACUACAGUACCCACGAUGCAACACGGCAAGCACAGAAGAGAACGACAACGAGAACAUUUUUGGAGUAAAAAAUCCAAGAGAACAAACAGUAAAAAAAAAACAAAAAAACAUGUGGGAGCUUAAAGUCUCUUGAUGUCUCGUGAGCCAAUAAAAAGUGAGACCUGAUGAUGAUGUCAUCACGUACAGAACUUGUUACAGCUGUUUUGUUGAUGGGGAAAAAAAAAAAUGUUACCAGAAAACCAGUCGCAAAGUCCUGGUUUUGUGUCAUUGCAUUUAUUUUUUAUUUUGUAACUCGUGUUAACCGCCUGCCGUUACCUUCCGAUCGCUUCACUUCCUGUUCAGUUCAGCUGUUUUUUUUUUUUUUUUUACUUUUUAAGUUGUUAUUUUCUGUCCUCGCCUCACAUAAACCCACCCACCGCUCAGAAAUGUCCAGAUUUCUAAAUUAGAACAUAUAACUUUAAAAAAAAAAAAAAAAAAAAAGUAAAACUGUAGAAAAACACAACUGGAUUCACACAUGAAGAGAAAAGAAGAUUUGUGUCACACGUCUGGUCUUCAGAUGAAUUCAUUUCUAUUUCUGUCAUUUAUAAGCUGAUUAUGAGCAGGACAUUAAAAAAAAGAAACAUUAAGAUCAGACGUGUGUCAGAGUUAAAAUCGCUCCUUAUAUACUUUUACACUGUUUAACAUCAAAUAUUCAUCUAACAUUUACUGAUAACGUGUUGUAAUUUCCCUUUUUUUUUUCUUGCCUUCCGCUCCUCUGAUUUGUGAUUUCCUACAUAUCCCAGAAUGCCGUUCGGCUGCUUUCAGAGAAGGUGCGUGCAGCUUUACGGUCUCUUGACAUCACUGGGUGACGGUAUAUAGAGUGGUAGAAGAAAGAGGAGGAGCGCUUGUUUUUUUUUUUUUUACCUCUUUGUGACCUUUUACGAGCGUGAAAAACAAGCGUUCCUCUCACUUUAAAAGGGAAUUAUUACAACACUCCGCUUCCUUGUUUGAUUCAGACUAAAAGAGAAACGUGCAGAUAAUCUUGAAACAUGACUGUCAGGCUUGUUGGUCUGCAGGUAGAUAAUGUUUCAGUAUAUAAGAUAACGGUUCAACUUCUUUCAUGGCAAUCGCAGAAACCACACCGAUGCAGGAGCAGAUUUUAUUCAUAUUUGUUCCCUGAACUGAACAAACAAACAAAAACAGUCUGAGAAACAUCAGCAUCAAAGGUUUGAUCCAAUAAACAUUAAGUGUGUUUCCAUCCAAACGUAUUUUCAAUUUGCACAUUAAAAUAAACAAAAUAAACAGAGGAAAUCCUGAAAUAUAACAAAAAAGAGUUUCCUGCAAAUAAACCUCCAAAUAAACGAUGACGUAACAUGAAUCAUGUGACUUAAACGUCACUGAAAACAUCCGAUCUGUGUGGAG
Molecule: messenger RNA, 6932 nt
Organism: Thunnus maccoyii (southern bluefin tuna)
Lineage: Eukaryota; Metazoa; Chordata; Actinopteri; Scombriformes; Scombridae
Product: extracellular sulfatase Sulf-2-like
Exons: 26
Coding region: 1104-3713 (869 amino acids)
Cellular component (GO): endoplasmic reticulum; Golgi apparatus; cell surface
Molecular function (GO): N-acetylglucosamine-6-sulfatase activity; glycosaminoglycan binding; calcium ion binding
Source: RefSeq, a predicted model, not a curated record